CUUGCCGCCGUCAGUCCAGCAGAGGCGCUGCCCCUUUGAGCGCGCCGCUUGGCCUUGCUGCACGGAUGAAUCUCCCUCCGGCGGAGGAUCCGACAGAGAUCGUAGACAACUCUAUCAAAAAGAAGUACGAGAUUGUCCAGAAGCUCGGCAAGGGUGCCUACGCCGUUGUCUUCAAGGCGGUGGACAAGAAGACGAAGAGCGUGGUCGCCCUCAAAAAGAUCUUCGACGCCUUCCAAAACGCCACCGACGCGCAGCGCACCUUCCGUGAGAUCAUGUACUUGCAGGCGCUGGCGGCGCGGGGCGACGAGAACAUCAUCCGGCUGCAGAAGGUGAUGAAGGCGGAGAACGACAACGACAUCUACCUCGUCUUCGACUACAUGGACACGGACCUUCACGCCGUGAUCCGCGCCAACAUCCUCGAGCCGGUCCACAAGCAGUUCAUCGUGUACCAGAUGCUCAAGGCGCUCAAGAUCUGCCACGCCGCUGACCUGGUGCACCGCGACCUCAAGCCGUCAAACCUGCUGCUCAACGAGGAGUGCCUCUGCAAGGUCGCCGACUUUGGGCUGGCGCGCUCGCUGCGCGCGCUCAAGCGAGGCGAGGAGUCGGCGUCAGUGCUGACAGACUACGUUGCAACGCGCUGGUACCGCGCGCCGGAGAUCAUGCUCGGCUCCACCUGCUACACAAAGGCGGUCGACAUGUGGGCGGUCGGCUGCAUCGUCGCGGAGAUGUUCGUCGGCCGGCCGUUGCUGCCCGGCACGAGCACGAUGGAUCAGCUCAAGAAGGUGAUCGAGGUGACGGGCAAGCCGACGGAGGAGGACAUCGCCGCGAUGCAGUCAAAGUACGCAAAGACGAUGAUCGACUCGAUCCUGCCGGCCGGGCACAGGCUCGCGUUCCGGUCGAUGGACGCCAUCAUGAGCGGCGCGCCGCCCGAGGCGAUCGACAUGGUCAAGAACCUGAUGACGUUCGACCCGACGGCGCGGUUAACGGUGGAGGGCGCGCUGGCGCACCGGUGGAUGGCGGACUUCUACACGGGCAAGGAGCUGGGCUUCGACGGGGAGCUGGUCAUCCCGAUCGACGACGGCGAGAAGAAGACGCUCGCAGAGUACCGCACCAACCUGUACGACGAGGUGUGCAAGGCGCGCAAGACGCCGUCGCUGUACGAAAAGUACAUCCGCAGGCGAGCGCCGAAGAGCAGCGAGGCGGCGUGAGGCGGCGUCGAGCCCGCGCCCCUCCCUCCCCCCGGGGGGCAGGAGGAGGAGGAGGGGGGGCGCCGGCGCCACGUGCUCUAGCGAGCCGACUCCCACACCGCCGCUGCUUGCUCGCGCCGCUGCCCACCGGAAGCCCCUUCCGCCUGCGGAGGAGGAGCUCCGCCGGACUCUGACUUGUGCGCCAUCUUUUGCAUGCCGCUUUUCCCAUCCGACAUUCCCCCCCAGACGCCUUCAGUCGUCGUGUAAUACACCCUCCAGCCUCUCCGCGUCACACACUCUGAGUCUCUGCUCUCUCAGACUCUCACUCCGCCCGCUCCCCUCAGCAGUCUCUCUCUCUCGCGCGCUCUCUGUCCCGCCUCUCUGUCUGUUAAUCUCGGCGCACGCUCUCAACACCUACCGAUUGUAUGAUUUGUCCUAUUUUCCGGAAAA
This is a messenger RNA of Emiliania huxleyi CCMP1516, 1637 nucleotides long. It is a transcript of the gene MAPK6, whose product is annotated as MAP kinase. Lineage: Eukaryota; Haptophyta; Isochrysidales; Noelaerhabdaceae. Gene Ontology annotation, cellular component: cytoplasm; nucleus. The record is from RefSeq and is a predicted model, not a curated record. Gene Ontology annotation, molecular function: MAP kinase activity; ATP binding. The coding region runs from base 66 to 1208 and encodes 380 amino acids. Gene Ontology annotation, biological process: protein phosphorylation; intracellular signal transduction. The transcript has 12 exons.